Messenger RNA from Musa acuminata subsp. malaccensis (wild Malaysian banana), 1670 nucleotides. Lineage: Eukaryota; Viridiplantae; Streptophyta; Magnoliopsida; Zingiberales; Musaceae. The record is from RefSeq and is a predicted model, not a curated record.
GCUCCUCUCUCUCUCCCGGCCCGAUCUGGUAGCUUUCUUCUCGGGUUUCUGUCUCGCCCCGAUCGUUUUGCGAUAGUCGAUUUAAUUUCUCCUCCCGAUCGUUCCAGAGACGACGUCGGCGGUCGAAGGUGAAGUGGUGUCGGCUGGUGGCCUGGUUGAGUGUGCUAACCUGCGCCGUGGGUCCUUGGAGGUCCCUCUUGCGUUUCUUUGUCUCUCUGGUCGAAUUUCGAGGGAAUUUUUUGUUUGACAAAAGACAAGAUCAGCAAAGAGAGAAAUUGGUGGUUUAGGAAUACACUAUGAGUUGUUUCUCUUUCGUAUUUCAAAGGACAAGUUGUUCAGGGGAACAAAGGAAUCAACUUUAUGAAGAUAUUCCGGGAAUCAGAAACAUUAAAAUCUACACAUAUAAGGAAUUGAAAAAUGCAACUGGUGAUUUCAGCCUUGCCAAUAAGGUUGGUGAGGGAGGUUUUGGUUCUGUCUACAAGGGAAGGCUUAAAGAUGGGAAAAUUGUUGCUGUGAAGGUGCUAUCCUCUGAGUCAAGACAAGGAGCACGAGAGUUUUUGACUGAAAUGACUGUGAUCUCUGAUGUUGUGCAUGAGAAUCUUGUUAGUCUGUAUGGUUGCUGUGUUGAAGGAACUCACAGGAUACUCGUUUACAAUUAUCUCGAGAAUAAUAGCCUUGCUCAAACCCUUCUUGGUUCUGGCCACAGUACUAUCAAAUUCAACUGGAGAACACGGGUAAGAAUCUGCAUUGGCGUUGCUCGUGGGCUUGCCUUCCUACACGAGGAAGUCCAGCCUCGUAUAGUUCACAGGGACAUUAAGGCCAGCAAUAUUCUUCUUGAUAAGGAUCUUACACCCAAGAUUUCUGAUUUUGGUUUAGCAAGGUUUCUGCCACCAAAUACUACCCAUGUCAGCACUCGAGUAGCUGGAACAAUCGGUUACUUGGCUCCUGAAUAUGCAAUUAGAGGGCAAGUUACACGGAAGUCUGAUGUGUACAGCUUUGGCGUGCUUCUACUAGAAAUAGUCACUGGCCGGUGUAACACAAACACAAGAUUACCAUAUGAGGAUCAAUUUCUACUUGAGAGGAUAUGGUCGCUAUAUGAACGUGGUGAGAUGACGUACAUUAUAGACACUGAUUUGGCUGAUGAUUUAGAUGUUGAUGAAGCAUGCAAGUUCUUGAAGGUCGGGCUUUUAUGCACACAGGACGCUGCAAAGCUGCGCCCUUCAAUGUCCGAUGUUGUCAGGAUGCUGACCGGUGAAAAGGAUGUUGACUUAGAGGAAAUCACGAAGCCUGGUCUACUUGGUGAUUUCUUGGACCUUAGAAGCCAGAAGAGAACUGAUGACAUCCAUGUUCCCUCCCUCAUAUCCUCCGGUCAUGAUAGUUCACCAUUGUUAUCAGAAAAUACUACACUUGCAUCCAUGACCUCUACAUGAAGAUCGGAUUUAGGCUCAAAUAUCAGUAUGCAGAAUUAAUUGCAAGUUGGAGCCUAAUAAAUAUUGAUCUGGGUAUUUGCUGGAGCUAAAAAAAAGACUUGAAUCCAAUCUUGAUUAGUUUGAGCGGCAAGUUGGAAGUUAAUGCUCGAUUACUUUCUCAAUUUAUGAGAAUAUUUUUGCCGCACGCGAAGUUUUGUGAUUUUAAUGUGCAUUGCAUGGCCCAAUUUGUACUUUAUAUAU